AAAAUGCCUUUCUUUGGUAGAUCAUCACCUCGAGAUAACGUAUCGCUAUAAUGAAGUCCUCACUUGUUAUUUUCACAGUUUUGGUUGGGUGUUUCGUCCCUGCCAUACGUGCCCAGGUAGAGGGAGACGCCUGUGUCGAGAGCAGCACCAUCUACAGGCCAUCACCGGUCGCCGGCGAAUGCUCCGAUAACUUCCGAUGUCUCCGGAAUGCGUGGGUCAGGUACCACUGUGCCCUGGGCCUCGUCUUCAACCCAGACACUCAGCUUUGUGUGUUCCCGGAAGACAGCCCAUCAUGCAGCAAUCCCAGUCCUGCCAAUUUCGCCAAUUUCCUGACCACGGUUGACCAGUCGUCGGCGUGUACGUUGCCGUGUGCCGCCCACGUCGAUGCCGUCUACCCCAAGCUGUUAACGAAUCCCACUGACUGUAACGGCUUCUACAUGUGUCGCGGGGGCCGCCUGUACGAAGGAAACUGCUCCUCCUUGGGCGACGGCUUCAGCGUGUACGACACCUUCUCCAGAAGCUGCUUUUCAGAAGUGGACGAGUUCAACUUUAACUGUGCAGCGUCUCAGUCACGCUAAGAUGUCGAUGCUGCUGACGGAGACAUCCAAAGACGUCAUCGUUGAUGAGACAGUAUCACGACAUCUCCGUCACGACUACUAUGUAAGAUGUGAGAAUAAAGAUAAUGUUAAAUGUU
This is a messenger RNA of Haliotis rubra (blacklip abalone), 694 nucleotides long. RefSeq lists its product as uncharacterized. Gene Ontology annotation, molecular function: chitin binding. NCBI's taxonomy places the organism in Eukaryota, Metazoa, Mollusca, Gastropoda, Lepetellida, Haliotidae. The record is from RefSeq and is a predicted model, not a curated record. The transcript is spliced from 5 exons. The coding region runs from base 51 to 578 and encodes 175 amino acids. Gene Ontology annotation, cellular component: extracellular region.